Oncorhynchus masou masou (cherry salmon) is the source of this 2010-nucleotide messenger RNA. RefSeq names its product zinc finger protein 628-like. Gene Ontology annotation, biological process: regulation of transcription by RNA polymerase II. Gene Ontology annotation, molecular function: DNA-binding transcription factor activity, RNA polymerase II-specific; RNA polymerase II cis-regulatory region sequence-specific DNA binding. Lineage: Eukaryota; Metazoa; Chordata; Actinopteri; Salmoniformes; Salmonidae. The transcript is spliced from 6 exons. Bases 541 to 2010 code for a protein of 489 amino acids. The record is from RefSeq and is a predicted model, not a curated record.
CCUACUACGGUACUGAUCUGUAUUCGAAUCGUAUAAUAAUAGCCAAAUUAAAUUUCGAAUCUUAUUUACAGUAAACGUACAGAUGUUUUGUUCAAAGAAAGGUCGUAUUUUCUCUCAUCGUUCCAUUGUAGAUUGUCCUACUACUCGAUCCGUAGGUUUGUUUCCGGAAAUGCUAUUGUUUUUGUGUAUGCUUUUUGCGUUGGCUCUAACUAGCUACCAAGCUAACUGCCAUCUCUCAUUAUCUCUGUUAUUUAUAAUUAUUACAAUAGCCUCAUAUACAUUAACUGCUGCAUCUUAUCUCUCGAAAUUAUAUUAACAUGUAUUACUAGGACAGUCACGGAGUCAGACAACAACUUCCAAUAGUAUCUAGAUUUGCUAGCCUGUUAACAGACAGAAGGGUUUUAGUUUCUAGUAUAUUUGCUGCAAACGUUAGCUUCCUAUCAUUUUUUUAGACUCGAUCGCAUGACUGAUUCGCCUGUACAAAAGUAACUAAACGUUACGGAUUCGGAACUGUAUCUAGUUACACAUAGACAGUUUGCCAUGAUGUCCGAAACCACCGUAACCUUCCAGUCUCAGCUCUCCGGAGUCAUGGAGACGGUAUUCAAGGCUGCUAUGUACGAGAUCACAAGGCUGGUGGACGAUAGCUUCAUGAAGGAAGUGUCCCGGAGCCGGGAGCAGGUCGAGUCGCUGAAGAAGCGGCUGCAGUGGUCGGAGAACAGACGUAGGGAUAGGGACAAAGAGGGAGGCCGUAUCGGGAAGUGUGCGGACUGUGGAAGAGCUAACGACGAAGCCAAGGAGAGAAGCUCUGGAGCCUCACAGACAGGUGUGGAGAGGGGGCGUGGCCUGAAGCAGGAGAAGGUACUAGGGGAGGAGUGGAGCAGCUGUGGGGGCGUGGCCGAGGAAACAGCCUCGCAUGACCUGGAGGAGGCCGAUGCCAUCAGCCCAAGGAGAACCUCUGAGCCCGCAGACGUCGGAGAUCAGAAGCUGGACAGCCUGCUGAAAGAGGAGCCUCUCCACAACACUGAACUACAGGAGAGAUGGGGCGUCUGCCUGGACGGGGCCGACGGUUCAAACGUCUCGGGGCCCAGUAAGAGUUUCAGCGAGCAGGAGCUGCAGCAGUGCCAGGAUGACUGGGGGUCUGGUCUAGACCAGGAUGCUGAACCAUCGGGUCUCGAGGGAGACUCAGUGGACCCCACCGACCCUCUCUACCGCCCCCGCUACAGCAUGGAGGAACUGGGGGUCGGCUUUGAGAAGUCUGGUUACGGCAGUAGUGGUAGUGGCGACCAUCUUCUAGACAUGGAAGGGCUGGAUAGGCUUCCUGGUUCUCCGUCUCGUCUGGGAGCGCUGAGCUACGGAGCUGCAGGUCACUACCAGGUGAACCUGGGGGAUCUGAGGGGGAGACCAUCACCAUCGCUCCCACACACCUGGCCCCCAUCGGAGCCAGAGGGAGCAGGUGGGGUCGCCAAUGCCAUCCCCCCACCCAGAGAGUCAGGUAGUAGAGCCGGCCACAGGGGGCUAACCGCCAUCCACUCUGGAAGCUCAGCCCACAACAACACAGAGAGCCGGUAUGAUGCUGCUGACGACUUUGGACACUCUUUAAACCUCAGAGAUCGCCUGCAACAUCAAGGUCCAAGCCGAGGACGCCACCUCUGCAGCCAGUGUGGCAAGGGCUUCACCUCCUUCUCUGACCUGAAGAGGCACACAUGCAGCCAGACGGCAGACAAGCCCUACUGCUGCUCUCUCUGCGGGAACAAGUUCAGUCGGCUCUGGAACCUCAAGCUGCACCGACGCAUUCACACACAGGAGAAACCCCACCGCUGCACCAUGUGCGACAAGAGCUUCACAAGGGCUGACAUUUUGAAAGUCCACAAGCGCACCCACACCGGGGAGAGACCGUACUGCUGCGCUGUAUGUGGACUCCGCUUCAAACAACUGAACCAUCUGAAGUCACACCAGCACAAACACAGGCCGGAUCUCCUGAGCAGAGUGGUGGUCGAGAAAACUGUUUAA